UAGCUCAGUGGUUGUAGGCUAACUUGUUAUUUUUGUAGUUAUUUGUACUUCUUAAUACCUGUAAUUGGUUUUUUCCUACACAUUGUUGUUUAUUAUCAAAAUAUAAAUGAAAACCUUUCAAAAUGCAAGAGAAUCAAGAGAUCACCUUAGUUAUAUAAUUGUCUUUGCCUAAACUUAAAGAGGCCUAUUUGUAGUUUCAUUAAUCCCCCAGACACCAGACCUGUCGUGCAAAGUCUACAAUGGCUACAGAAGAGACGGAGACCAGUCUGCUAAUAGUGGUGGUAGACGUGAACCCAGCCCAGCGUAUUUUGGUGGAACAACGUCAUCGGCUUUCCCAGUGUCUGGAUGCCAUUGUUGCAUUCUCAAACUCUCACCUAAUGCUUAAGUCAACAAACAAGCUUGCAGUUCUUGCCUGCAAUGCUGAUGGAAGUGAGUUUGUAUAUCCGAAUGAGGACAAGUCAGCGUCUGCAGUAAGACAGCAGGAUGGCCAAUACGAGCUGUUCACACACACAGAAAAAACCAUCCGCCACGGCUUGCAACAGUUUGUUCUGCGAAAUACAAACUCUGUCACAGCUGAAUCCCUUUUGGCCGGUGCCUUCGCUAUGGCACUCUGUUACAUUCAUAGACUCGAGAGGGAGUUGUCUGCCGGAGUCAAGAUGAACUCUCGUAUUUUGGUCAUCACAGGGAGCGGAGACAGCGCCUCGCAAUACAUGAACUAUAUGAAUGUCUUUUUCACAGCACAGAAGCAAAAUGUGAUCCUGGACGUGUGCAGCCUAGACCAGAACCUGGGCCUGCUACAGCAAGGCUGUGACAUCACUGGAGGGCUGUAUCUGAAACUCACCGUUCCCAGACUGCCAGGCCUACUGCAGUACCUGUUGUGGGUGUUUCUGCCCGAGCCUCCGAUUAGGAAGAAGCUGGUACUGCCGCCGCCAGUCAAGGUCGACUACCGCGCGGCUUGUUUCUGUCAUCGGCAGCUAGUUGACAUCGGCUACGUCUGCUCAAUAUGUCUGUCUAUCUUCUGUAAGUUCAGUCCCAUCUGCACAACAUGUCAUGCCGUCUUCAAAACACCUGGAGCCCUGCCAGUGAAGCCAAAGAAAAAGAAACCAAAACUUAUGUAGCUUUAAGAUUUAACUUUCUAAUUUUAAUUUUGUAAAUGUUUUUCUAAGAUUUUAGAAGUAAAAUAUUAAACUUUUUCGUAUAAA
Messenger RNA from Macrosteles quadrilineatus (aster leafhopper), 1202 nucleotides. RefSeq names its product general transcription factor IIH subunit 3 (gene Tfb4). Bases 240 to 1118 code for a protein of 292 amino acids. Gene Ontology annotation, biological process: regulation of DNA-templated transcription; nucleotide-excision repair. The transcript is spliced from 7 exons. Lineage: Eukaryota; Metazoa; Arthropoda; Insecta; Hemiptera; Cicadellidae. The record is from RefSeq and is a predicted model, not a curated record. Gene Ontology annotation, cellular component: transcription factor TFIIH holo complex; transcription factor TFIIH core complex.